Molecule: messenger RNA, 978 nt
Organism: Rasamsonia emersonii CBS 393.64
Lineage: Eukaryota; Fungi; Ascomycota; Eurotiomycetes; Eurotiales; Trichocomaceae
Exons: 2
Coding region: 1-978 (325 amino acids)
Source: RefSeq, a predicted model, not a curated record
AUGGAGCGCACACCGUUGCUACCUGAACGCAACCCCAGAGAUCCGGAACCCCCAUCCCCACCCCCGUCCCCAAGGAAACGUCGUAGAGAACUGAGGGAGUCGGAAGAAACGUGGGGCCACAUGAGUAUUGAGGACUUCCUCCUGCGAAUGGAUGCUUUUCGUUCUACGACUGAGCCUAGUCCGCUGCCUUAUCCUCUCCGCGAAGAACCUGGACCAGAAGACGUGAGGCAGCGAGUCGAAGGCAUCUUCCCGGACAUAGAUCGACUUCUGCACGCCCGGCGGAUUCGACAGUACUCGCUGAGAGUGGACAAUGUCUCGAAGCCUGCAUAUCCCGGCGGUGACCAGCCAGUUCCAACUAAAUGGGAUGCAGCAUCGGAGUCGUGGGGGAAGAAGGUAAAGGUUCCCUCGGGGGAUUUGUCUUGGCUGAAAUUGAACGGUAAAACCCACAAGGGUUUCCUUACCAAGCACCACGUCGUCCGGCCGCCUGCAUCAGCAAGCGCAAUGACAAGGAAGCAAGCUGAAAGAUACGGGUAUUCGUAUUUCUCCCAACCAUCCCAGUUGAAGCCCAGGAUCCAAUACUUGGCCGUUAAAGAAGUGAGAGAGACCAGGAAGAUCCUCGAGGAACUGAUUCGAGAAGAAAGCGCAAACCUAGAAAACUGGCGCAAAGAAGUACAAGACAGAGCAAAGGCUCAACUGGAACCACGGCCGGCUCUUGAGAGGCUCGUGAAAAACAGCCAGGCGUUGGUGCAUUCCCGGCAGAAGAUGCUAGACAAAGUGAACAGUAUGCCGAAGAGCAUAGGAGACGUGCUGAUCUCCUCAGGAAAGUCUGUCAAUGGAACGCACAUCUUAGACUGGGCAUUUGUUGAGCUGUCUGGCCCAGAGCAAAGUCAGCUAUUCUGUCCUAACAUCAUCCCAUCGAUCCCCAUCAAUCAGCAGCCUCUUGCGUACGGCAUCACUUCUGAAGUCCAAAAUAGUUAA